CGUGUCGCACUCAUACUGACAUCGGACAAACUUCUGGACGGGAAACUCGUUUGCUGGGAUUCGAGCCGGCGCGUCUCGCUGUGGGGCGAUUCCGCAAGGUCAUCCUCAGGCCGUGGCCCUCGCUAAACGCCUGAGUGGGAUUUGUCCGCGGGCCAGUUUGCCGGAAUGUCGGGACGCACGGCGGCGGCGGGCGAGCCGGCCGAGAGCCGCUUCCACGUGGACGUGGUGCGCGAGGACGAGUCGCGGGCCCGCUUCCGGCCGGGCAUAUGCGACCCCGACGACAUCGGGCUCCCGCCGGACGUUUUCCUGGAGCCGGACGGGCCGCGGGGCGACUCGGUCAGCCUGCACUCGACGGGCACGGGGCAGACGCAGGUGUCGGACACGCACUCCAACACGUACUACAUGAGGACCUUCGGACACAACACGGUGGACGCCGUGCCCAACAUCGACUUCUACCGCCACACGGACGCCACGCUGGGCGAGAAGAUGAACAGACCCUCGCUCGCCGAGCUCCACGACCAACUCGACAAGGUCGGUGCCAUAAAAUGCCAUUCGGCGGCGCGUAUUACAACAAAGAUAGAUCUCUCGAU
This is a messenger RNA of Hippocampus comes (tiger tail seahorse), 590 nucleotides long. Its product is annotated as solute carrier family 12 member 2-like. NCBI's taxonomy places the organism in Eukaryota, Metazoa, Chordata, Actinopteri, Syngnathiformes, Syngnathidae. The annotation marks the transcript as partial. The transcript is spliced from 2 exons. The record is from RefSeq and is a predicted model, not a curated record.